AUGUUGACCUGCAAGACAUACACAUGCUUCAGUUAUAGCCACUUAAUCAAGAUCGCCAGGCCGCCCCUCCUUCAUGCCCGCAGUGCAACAAAGCAGCACCGGAGCCCCUGGAUCCCACUCACCCCGGCAGGGCCGCACCGCACCCCCAGGGCCCGCCCGAGGGCAGCGCUGCGGCAGCGGAGCCGCGACCGCCCGCACUGCGGCACCGAGGGGGGCCCGGCCCGCCCCGCGGACCCGCCCUGCGGCAGCGCCGCCGCUCCCCCGCCCCGGCAAAGGGGUCCCAGAGUUUCAGCGAGGGGGAUCAGACCCUACAAAAUCGGCAAAUUUCUGAGGGCGCGGAUGGAUCUGGGACCGUUUUUCGCCCUGGCGCUGCGACCAGGCGUUGGUGGGAAGACCGGGAAGUCUGGCGGUGAUUGCCGCUCCUGUUUCCCCUUCCGGUCCCCUCCCGCGUCCCCUCAGCCCGCCCGUCCCCCCGGUGCCGCCGUUCCGCCCCCCGGGCCGUGCGCGUCGCGGGGGCGCCCCCCGGUGGCGCAGGCGGAGGCGGCGCAUGGGGCGCGGCGCGGCGGCUCCCGGCGGGCCAGCGCGGCCGCGGGCGGGACGCGCCGGGCCCGGAACAGGAAUGCGGGGGGAAGCCCGGCCGGGGCCAAGGCGGAGCCCCCCGGGCCCGCCGUCAUCGAUCUGGGGGCGCAGAGCGGGCGCUGGGCCGCCUUCCAGGAGCGGCACCGGCUGAGCUGCGAGGAGGCGGCGCGGCUGCUGCUGGACGCGUAUGAAUACAGGGGUUUGGUGAAGCACACUGGAGGCUGUCACUGUGGAGCCGUCCGCUUCGAGGUCUGGGCUUCAGCAGAUCUGCACGUGUUCAACUGCAACUGCAGCAUUUGCACAAAGAAACAGAACCGACACUUCAUUGUGCCAGCGUCGCGUUUCAAGCUGCUCAAGGGUGCUGACAAUUUGACAACUUACACCUUCAACACACACCGUGCCCAGCACACGUUCUGCAAGACCUGUGGUGUUCAGAGCUUUUAUACUCCUCGUUCCAACCCUGAUGGUUAUGGAAUCGCUCCCCACUGCCUGGAUGAUGGCACUGUGCAGACCAUUAUCACAGAGGAUAUCAAUGGCAAGGAGUGGGAGAAGGCAGUGAGGGAACAUAAGACCAUCAGAGACAUGUCAAAACCCUGACACACCCUCCCAGCAGCCUUGGGAGCACUGCCAUGGAACUGCAGUCUGGGCUUUCCUGGGUGAUGGUUGGUGAAAUUGAUCUCUAAUUAUUGUUACCUGUUCUCUGUUUCUUAAAUAAAUCUUUCUAUGCUGUUUGUCUCA
Melospiza georgiana is the source of this 1317-nucleotide messenger RNA. RefSeq names its product centromere protein V (gene CENPV). The record is from RefSeq and is a predicted model, not a curated record. Gene Ontology annotation, molecular function: carbon-sulfur lyase activity. NCBI's taxonomy places the organism in Eukaryota, Metazoa, Chordata, Aves, Passeriformes, Passerellidae. Bases 1 to 1176 code for a protein of 391 amino acids. The transcript has 8 exons.